Cyclocybe aegerita is the source of this 1104-nucleotide messenger RNA. NCBI's taxonomy places the organism in Eukaryota, Fungi, Basidiomycota, Agaricomycetes, Agaricales, Hemipholiotaceae. The record is from the annotation of a GenBank genome assembly.
AUGGUCAAGAAGGCUCGGAACAUCCGGAGACGACAGUCGACAACGCCUCUGAGUCGAAUGGCCCCGAAAGCGCGACCAGAAAAAAUUGAUGGGCGAACACCCGCUGCAACCAACGAACCAAAAUCACCUCUAACGAAAAGCAUAAUGGCAUUCGGUGCUUCAGGUGGUCGUGGUGGUUUUGGAGGUCGGGGUGGAGGUUUUGGAGGACGAGGUGGAGGUGAUCGGGGUGGGCGAGGUGGAGGGCGCGGUGGUGCACGAGGCGGAGGACGAGGUGGUCCACCCGGAAGAGGCGGUCGCGGCGGCGGUCGUGGAGGACCUGGUGGUCGCGGCGCACCCCGAGGACGGGGCGGCCCCAGAGGCGGACGUGGAGGUGGCAGAGGCGGGUCAAAUACUGUCCUUGAGCCACACAGGCACCCCGGCGUCUUCAUCGCGAAAGGAAAAGAUCACAUGCUGGUUACGAAAAACCUCGUCCCAGGCGAGUCGGUGUACGGCGAGAAGCGGAUAUCAAUCGAGGGUGGCGUGGAGGGUACGAAGGUUGAGUACCGGGUGUGGAACCCCUUCCGGUCGAAGUUGGCUGCUGGUGUCUUGGGCGGCCUGGACGAUAUCUUCAUCAAGCCUGGUGCGAAGGUUCUGUACCUGGGUGCGGCGAGCGGAACGAGUGUGAGCCAUGUUGCUGAUAUUGUUGGGCCGGAGGGCAUCGUAUAUGCGGUAGAAUUUUCGCCUCGUUCAGGGCGUGAUUUGAUCAACAUGGCAAAGAAGAGGACGAAUGUCAUUCCUAUCGUCGAGGAUGCCCGUCUACCGAACAAAUAUCGGAUGCUGCUAUCACUGGUCGAUGUUGUCUUCGCCGACGUCGCUCAGCCGGAUCAAGCCCGUAUAGUGAUACUGAAUUCGGAGCACUUCCUCAAAGACGGAGGGCAUGUCAUAAUUUCGAUCAAAGCCAGUUGUAUCGAUUCAACAAUCCCGCCGGAGACGGUCUUCGCACAACAGGUGCAGGAACUGAAGGAAGGCAGCUUUAAACCCCUCGAGCAGGUGACGCUGGAGCCCUACGAGCGAGACCACGCGAUGGUCACAGCAACUUACUACCGACACACAAAACCAGUAUAG